CUUUUCUUCUUCCCCGACAUAGGUCGGAGCUAUGUACGGGCGGUUUUCAUCUCAACUAACGUUGCUAUUACUUUUGGCAACGAAAUGUGCCGAAGCUGUGUUCAACGAAGUUCCAGUCAAGUCUGAGUUCGAAUCACCUGACGACACACCGAACGCUCAGCCGUUUUUAUUCAACCCGACAGGUGGAAUUUGGGAAACAGCAGCAAAAGCGGUUGCCAAAUUGGUCAGUUCAAACUUCCCCGUUCCACCACCGAGGCAAGCCGGCUCAGACUUUAUAAGUAAUAUUUUGAGAAUACUUGGUCUGGAUCAGUCCAAACUAGGGGCCAUCGCUUUGAACGCUUUGAUAUUCCUUGCUCACGUGAUAGGUAGUACAAUUAAAGGGAAAACUCCUCUAAAGCCGAGCGAGGAAGAUGACAUCGGUCCGCAAGGCAAUCCUUUGACUUGGACCUUCAUAGAUUUUCCAAAUGAAGCUCGAGAACUGGUGAGAGCAGCACAGGAGAAAAGCCUGCCCGAGAGAUUGAUCAAGCUGCUCCGAGAUGGCGCGACCGGUGAGACGGACUGCGUUCAACUUCUUCUCUGCAGGUCCUCCCCGAUCAUCUGGGCGAUGCAGAAGUCCCUUUACAAACCUCCAGACCCGUCAUGGCCCAGGCUGAUGCCCUUGGAGAGGAUGUUCGCCUACUUCCCGACCCUUGAGGAAAUCCUGCAGCACGCGGCGACGUGCAACGUACGAUUUCCUUCGUGCAAUCACAGGCAUUCGCAUCUCAACUAUGACUGAGCAGAGACACUAUCUCAAGUGGAAUGAAAAUAUGCAAUUAUAAUUACAAGAAAACGAUGAAACACUUCUUUUUUAAGUGACAACUCAUGCGGAUAGUGAGACAUUCAUAAACAUUUAAUAAUUUAGCUAGAAUUAACUUAAUUAACUCCAUCAAAACAAAAUUUGAAUAUUUAUUUUUUAAAGGGUAAUUUUUAAAGGGUAUGCUACAACUCGUUAGUCUUUCCAGUUGUGGUUUUUCUUCUCGUUCUCAUUGUUAACUGUUCUACCAUAUAAUUAUAGUACUAGUGUCCUCGAUUGCUUAUCUGAGUAGUUAGAAAUUUUUUUAUAAUAUAUAUUUUGUCACAUUUAGUUAUUGACUAUUACAUUAGUGUUUUUUUGCAUUUUGAGCUAGACUCGUAUAUUUUAUGACAAUGCUAGCAUAGAAAUAGAUACGUCUCCUUGGGUUUUUGGCGCAUUUUUACCGUGAAGACUGGCAAGAUUUUUAAGUUUUGAUGGAUUUUUUCAUUCUAAAAUUGCGAAUUUAUAAAGUUGCAAGUCUAUUUGCGUUCAUGUAUACAUAUAUUUAAUUUUAUAUCUAACAAAUUUAUUCACUUCUGAAGUUUGUUCCGUUUUUAUCAUCUUAUAACAGCUUGGUUGAGUAUUUUUGAUCUUUAUUGUCUUUGUGUUAAUUUGUCAACAAGUUACAUUGAUUAGAUUUCGUGGUCCGGUUGACCAA
Cimex lectularius (bed bug) is the source of this 1490-nucleotide messenger RNA. RefSeq lists its product as uncharacterized. NCBI's taxonomy places the organism in Eukaryota, Metazoa, Arthropoda, Insecta, Hemiptera, Cimicidae. The record is from RefSeq and is a predicted model, not a curated record. The transcript is spliced from 5 exons. Bases 32 to 775 code for a protein of 247 amino acids.